This is a messenger RNA of Raphanus sativus (radish), 1674 nucleotides long. Its product is annotated as probable indole-3-pyruvate monooxygenase YUCCA9. Bases 170 to 1438 code for a protein of 422 amino acids. The transcript has 2 exons. Gene Ontology annotation, molecular function: NADP binding; N,N-dimethylaniline monooxygenase activity; flavin adenine dinucleotide binding. NCBI's taxonomy places the organism in Eukaryota, Viridiplantae, Streptophyta, Magnoliopsida, Brassicales, Brassicaceae. The record is from RefSeq and is a predicted model, not a curated record. Gene Ontology annotation, biological process: auxin biosynthetic process.
GUACUCGGCUCCUAUAUAUAUACACACAUCUUCUCCCUCCAAAUCCAAACCAAUAGAUCUCAUUCUCAUACACAAACAGAAAAACAUUCCCAGCUAGCUAUACAUCCAAAUCGAUCAAAACUCACCACAAAACAUACUUGCUUUCUAUUCAAACUCACCUCAGAGAAAAAUGGAGAAUAUGUUUAGACUCAUGGCAAGCGAAGAAUAUUUACCAGACCGUCGGUGUAUUUGGGUUAACGGUCCGGUUAUCGUAGGAGCAGGCCCGUCCGGUUUAGCUACAGCAGCUUGUCUUCGUGAACAAGGAGUCCCAUUCGUCGUGGUCGAAAGAUCAGACUGCAUAGCUUCGCUUUGGCAAAAACGGACGUACGACAGACUCAAACUCCACUUGCCCAAAAAAUUCUGCCAAUUGCCUAAAAUGUCCUUCCCGGAUCACUACCCUGAAUACCCAACAAAACGACAGUUCAUCGAUUACCUUGAGUCGUACGCAAACAAGUUCGAUAUCAAACCGGAGUUCAAUAAAUCAGUCGUAUCUGCCCGGUUUGACGAAACCAGCGGGUUAUGGCGGGUUAAGACGACGACACCAGCCGGAGAGGAGAUGGAGUAUAUCUGCCGGUGGUUGGUGGUGGCAACGGGCGAAAACGCAGAGCGUGUUGUGCCGGAGUUAAACGGGCUUAAGACGGAGUUUGACGGAGAAGUGGUCCACGCUUGUGAGUAUAAGUCCGGCGAGAAAUAUAGAGGGAAGAGAGUUCUCGUCGUGGGAUGUGGAAACUCCGGCAUGGAGGUCUCACUCGAUCUUGCUAAUCACAAUGCUGUUGCUUCCAUGGUGGUUAGAAGCUCGGUUCAUGUGUUACCAAGAGAAAUAAUGGGAAAAUCAAUAUUCGGAAUCUCAGUGAUGUUGAUGAAGUGGCUACCUCUAUGGCUCGUUGAUACGCUUCUGCUCAUCUUAUCGUGGCUGGUUCUAGGGAGCUUAUCAAAGUAUGGGCUCAAAAGGCCCAGCAUCGGCCCAAUGGAGCUCAAAAGCAUGACCGGAAAAACACCGGUUCUAGACAUCGGUGCUCUGGAGAAAAUAAAGUCCGGCGAAGUGGAUAUCGUCCCCGCGAUCAAACGGUUCACACGAUGCCACGUCGAGCUCGUAGAUGGACAGAGGCUAGACAUCGACGCCGUGGUUCUCGCCACCGGUUACCGCAGCAACGUUCCUUCUUGGCUUCAGGAAAGUGAUUUCUUCUCGAAGAACGGGUUCCCUAAAUCGCCGUUUCCAAACGCGUGGAAAGGGAAGUCGGGUCUGUACGCGGCCGGAUUCACGAGGAAAGGAUUGUCCGGAGCAUCUGCAGACGCCGUUAACAUCGCUCAAGACAUUGGAAACGUGUGGAGAGAAGAGACCAAACGCCAGAAGAUGAGGAGAAACGUGGGUCACCGAAGAUGCAUUUCAGUUGCUUAAACCUCAAGUCAGGGAGGUUUUACUAGUAUAAAACAUUAUUUUAUUUAUUUGUAAAAAAAAAGAAUAUGCUACCAAGGUGAAAAAUGUGUAAUAGUGCAAAGAGAGCCCUCUCCUGAAGUCCCCAGUGUUUUUUUUAUUACACGCUGUGGGCAUUUUGUAUUAGUUUAGGAUGACGUGGCUCUCCUUUUCUUUUUAAUACACUGUACUUGUUAAUUUUUCUGUAAUAAAUUUUUGAA